This is a messenger RNA of Nilaparvata lugens (brown planthopper), 1322 nucleotides long. RefSeq names its product protein takeout. The transcript is spliced from 6 exons. Bases 308 to 1102 code for a protein of 264 amino acids. NCBI's taxonomy places the organism in Eukaryota, Metazoa, Arthropoda, Insecta, Hemiptera, Delphacidae. The record is from RefSeq and is a predicted model, not a curated record.
CAGUAUACAAAAGUAGCGACGCUCACUCCAGUAGCACAGUACCGGUGCAGCCACAGCCAGCUACUGUCUCAUUACUGUUGUUAUCAGGGAGCUCCACAGUCAGUUACUGUUAUUGUCCAGUUACUGAACAGCAAGUACCCAGCUUGGUUAUUCGACAGUAGUUAUUGUUGUUUUCCAGUAUUAGCUCAACCCUUUUGCUUUACUGGUACAUCAGUAGUACAUCAGUAGUGUUCUUUUUCCAGUAGCUCUGUCGUUUGUUUCACUGUAGUAUCAGUUAUUUUACAGUAGUUACUGUUACUGCUAUAAAAUGGGACCGAAUAUUCUCAAUUUUUUGGCGGCAUCAGCGUUUUUGUUAGCUGUUUUUUCGAGUUUCAUCAGCAUCGCAUCGAGUGCCAAAUUGCAGGCUCUACCUCUACCAAGCUACGUUGGAAAGGGAUGUAGUCCUAACGAUCCAAAUCUGAAUGAAUGUGUUGUUAAAACUGGAGCACCUGCUAUCAAAAAAAUAGCUCAAGGCGAUCCAAAGUACAGAAUUCCAAAACUGGAUCCUCUGACAAUUCCGCAAAUAAAGAUCAGACAAGGAACCAGACAGGUCGGUCUCUCUCUGGAGCUCAACAACCUCAAGAUGUACGGACUCCAGGAUGUUGACUUCAGAAGCGCCAGGUUGGACCUGAACAAUAGUCAUUGCGAAUGGGACUUUUUCCUCAAGAAAAUGACCAUGAUAGGCAAAUACAACGUAUCAGGCCAAGUACUUGUUCUUCCUAUCACAGGACAAGGGGAUGCUAACGUUACUGUCACCGGUGUAACCUUUACAUUCAUUUAUGACUACAUUCUGGAGAAACGCGCCAAUGGUUUGGAAUAUGUCAAGGUCACGGACUACAAGAUGCCCUUCCAGGUCACUGACAUGAAAAUCAAACUCGAUAAUCUGUUCAACGGAGAUCGACUAUUAGGUAGCAACAUGAACCAAUUCCUGAACGAGAACUGGCAAGAGAUCAUGAAAGAACUGGGACCGGCCAUGGGUGAAGCUCUCGGCGAAAUCUUCAAGCAAACUUUGACAUCCAUGGCCGACGUUGUGCCAUUCAAAAAUAUUUUCCCCAAAGACUGAUUAAAUUUAAUUAUGUACUCUUCACUCAUUAAUGAUUAGCCGAUCCAUCAUUUAUCAUAAAAUAAAAAAAUUUCACCACUCCUAAUCAAUCCCUAAACUAAUUGUUAUUUUUAUAUUACAUUGAAUCACUGUAGCAUUUCAUACACUUUUUCAUGAUCAUUAUCAUUUGUUAUAUAUUCAUUUAAAAAUAAAUCACAUUAGACCUUUCAAUAUUCUAGAA